Salvia miltiorrhiza (redroot sage) is the source of this 2454-nucleotide messenger RNA. RefSeq names its product inactive beta-amylase 9-like. The record is from RefSeq and is a predicted model, not a curated record. The transcript is spliced from 3 exons. The coding region runs from base 629 to 2224 and encodes 531 amino acids. Gene Ontology annotation, molecular function: beta-amylase activity. Gene Ontology annotation, biological process: polysaccharide catabolic process. Lineage: Eukaryota; Viridiplantae; Streptophyta; Magnoliopsida; Lamiales; Lamiaceae.
UAAAUGUUUUUUUUUCAGUACAUGUCAUAUGUGUCUCCACGUUUUCUUAUCCACAAAAAUAUCCUGUGAUCGCAAAUUAAUUGGGAUUCUGCAUGUCGGAAAAGGGAAAUAGAAAAAUAAUAAAUCAAACUCAUUUAUAUUGAAAAGCAAUCUUAUCCCAAAUCAAGGCCAUUACCCUUUCUUUUUUUUCGUUUAAUUCCGGGGUUUAACGGUGAAAAAAAUUGUUUUUUUUUUAUAGAUUACAAAAAAAAAAAAAAAAAACAAGAUUUUCUUUUUGGUGUAAUGGAUUAUCGAUUUAAAAAUAGUAAAUUCUCGCUCCUUGCAUUUGUGAUGUGAUCCUAAAAUUUCUGCCGUUUUCUUUAAUCAACCAAAAAAUAUUUCAUUCAAAUUCUAUCUUCUCCAUUUCAUAUUCAUUUUCUUUUUUUUUUCCUCUCAAAUUCUCAAUCCAAAUUCGGGCCCUUCUCCCCCAAUAUUCGCUUAUUCAAAUCAAGAUUUUGAGACCAAUCACGCCAGAAACGAAGUCAAUUUUUUCGCAGAAGAAGACGCCCUAAGAUUUGGGGCUAAAGAUUCAAUUUUUUGGGGGGGGGUUGUUAAAUAUUUUUUUUUUUCAUCCGGCUUUUAUGCAAGUAUGGAGAUUUCAGCUAUUCGAAGCUCACAGGUGAAUUUAGGAAGAAGUUUUGAUGCUGGGCUGUUUAGUUUUAGCAAGAAUUUGGGUGCCAAAAUCUGCAAUUUGAAGAACAAUAAUCCGAAAACGUGCUGCUUCAUUCACAAUCAAAGCUUGAAAUGGCCUUCGAAAUCUGCUGUGGGUUUCACUCUCAGAGCCUCUGCUGCUGCUCAAAUUGCAGAUGCUGUCAAUUCUGAGAAAGCUCCAAUAAUUUCAAGAACCAAGCAUGAGGUUGAUGGGAUCAAGUUAUUCGUUGGUCUGCCGCUUGAUACCGUCUCCAAAUCUAAUAAGAUAAACCGGGCACGAGCAAUUGCUGCAGGGCUGAAGGCUUUGAAAGCAUUGGGUGUGAACGGUGUUGAGCUCCCGAUUUGGUGGGGAGUAGCCGAGAGGGAAGCUAUGGGGAAAUAUGAAUGGACAAGCUACCUUGCUGUUGUGGAUAUGGUCCAAAAAUUGGGCCUUGAGCUUCACGUCUCGCUCUGUUUCCAUGCUUCGGAAGAAUGCGGGAUUCGCCUCCCGGAAUGGGUUUCUCGGAUUGGUGAAGGCGAUCCGGACAUCUACUUUUCAGAUAGGUUGGGACAGCAGUACAAAGAUUGUCUCUCAUUUGCCGUGGGUGACAUUCCUGUCUUAGAUGGAAAGACUCCGGUCCAAGUGUACAAGGAGUUUUGUGAUGACUUCAAAGCUACUUUCUCGCCUUUCUUGGGUUCUACAAUAACGAGUGUAACGAUUGGGCUUGGCCCAGAUGGCGAGCUUCGAUAUCCAUCGCAUCACCGGCUCGACAAAAGCAUCCGCGGAGCUGGAGAAUUCCAGUGUUAUGACAGAUAUAUGCUAAAGAAUCUGAAGCAGCAUGCUGAAACAAAUGGAAGUCCUCUAUGGGGUCUUGGUGGUCCCCACGACGCCCCCGGCGACGACCUAUCUCCGCUCUCCGAUGGCUUCUUUGCCGAAAACGGCGGAUCUUGGGAGACGCCGUACGGCGAUUUCUUCCUCUCGUGGUAUUCGAGUCAGCUAUUAUCUCAUGGCGACCGUAUCCUGUCCCUCGCGGCUUCGACCUUCAAAGAUGCCGGCAUUACCGUGUCCGGUAGAGUCCCCCUCGUCCACUCAUGGCACCGGACCCGUUCGCGCCCGGCCGAGCUCACGGCCGGGUUCUACAACCCGGCCGGUCGCGACGGAUACGACCGUGUCGCCGAGAUCUUCUCGAGAAACGCCUGCGGCAUGAUACUCCCGGGGAUGGACCUAGCCGACGAGCACCAGCCAGCCGAGAUCCGCUCGAGCCCGCAGGCGCUGCUCGAGGAGAUAACAUCUUCGUGCAGAGAGCACGGGGUGACGGUGUCCGGCCAGAACUCAUUGCCCUCCGGCCUCUCCGGGGGCUUCGACCAGAUCAAGAAGACGGUGCUGGCCGCCAACUCAUCAGUGGCCGCGUUCACGUACCAACGGAUGGGAGCUUCCUUCUUCACCCCCGAGCACUUUUCUCCGUUUGCGCAGUUUGCCCGGUGCCUGAACCGGCCGAUCCGGAGGUCGGACGACGUAGCGUCAAAGGAGGGCCGCGACGACGAGGCAUUCUAGGCUCGGCGUCGCCUGCAAACUGCAUAAGAGGAUGAGUUACAUGUAUAUACAUAUAUAUAUAAAUAUGAUUUAGAUAGAAACAAUGUGGUUAAUUAAACCAUGAUGAUUUGAUAUCAUAAGAGGAUUGUAGUUCUACUUAGGCAAAUUUGAAACUGUUGUGCAGUGAGGUUUUUACUCCUUUUCUGCAAACACUGUUUCUGUAAGCUCAAUAAUAAAGCGAAGUUUAUAUA